Maniola jurtina (meadow brown) is the source of this 2365-nucleotide messenger RNA. RefSeq lists its product as uncharacterized. Gene Ontology annotation, molecular function: RNA binding; pseudouridine synthase activity. Gene Ontology annotation, biological process: pseudouridine synthesis. The transcript has 14 exons. Lineage: Eukaryota; Metazoa; Arthropoda; Insecta; Lepidoptera; Nymphalidae. The record is from RefSeq and is a predicted model, not a curated record. The coding region runs from base 56 to 1864 and encodes 602 amino acids.
AACCUCUAAAUCCCGUGAUUCGAAUUUGGAACAUAGUCCGGUGAAAAAAAUUAAAAUGGAAGUUGAUGAUGAAGGUGAAAAGACCAGAUCUGUUGCCACCAUGUGUGGGGCUUGGCGACCUGAGGAAGUGGAUGGUGGCCUAAUCUUUGUUUUCAAAGAGCGAGUGCCCUGUCUUAGCCCUGAUCCAACCAAAGAAUGCGACUUUCCUGAGAACAUUGAGGACUUCUGGGAGGCGAGCCUUGUAAACGUCGAUAAUAUCAAGGGCGAGAAAGACAACGGCAAAAACUGUAUUCUAUCCUGUGAGAAGCGAAAAGCCGACGACUCCGACAUUAACAAAGACUUGAAGAAGGCGAAAUUGGAAACAAAGGCGUUAAAAGCGAAAAGGCCCGGCUUUACAGACGAUAGAUACAACGAGACCUCGUAUUAUAUUGAAAAUGGUCUCAGAAAAGUAUACCCCUACUACUUCACGUUCACAACAUUUACCAAAGGAAGAUGGGUGGGCGAGAAGAUCCUUGAUGUGUUCGCCAGAGAGUUCCGCGCCCACCCCGCAGCUGAGUACGAGAGAUGCAUCAGGGCUGGCACCCUCACAGUCAACUACGACAGGGUUGAUCCGGACUACAGGCUAAAGCACAACGAUUUACUCGCAAACGUCGUUCAUAGGCACGAAGUACCAGUGACCAGCCAACCGAUCACCCUCGUACAUAUCGACGAGGACAUUGUGGUUGUCAACAAACCAGCCUCUAUCCCCGUACAUCCAUGCGGUCGGUACCGGCACAACACUGUUGUAUUUAUCCUUGCUAAAGAAUAUAACCUCAAAAACCUCAGGACAAUUCACAGACUCGACAGGCUAACAUCUGGUCUCCUAUUAUUCGGAAGGAGUCCGAAGAAAGCGAGGCAAAUGGAACACCAGAUCAGAAAUCGACAGGUGCAGAAAGAGUAUGUUUGUCGAGUAGACGGCGAGUUCCCGGAUGAUGAAAUCGAAUGUCAAGAGCCGAUUGAAGUAGUCAGCUAUAAAAUCGGCGUGUGCAAGGUGUCGCCCAAGGGCAAGGAUUGUUCAACGGUGUUCAAACGUCUAGGAUUCAACACGAGGACCAACACUAGCGUUGUGCUGUGUCGCCCCAAAACCGGCAGAAUGCAUCAGAUUAGAGUGCAUUUGCAGUAUUUAGGUUACCCAGUAGUAAAUGAUCCGUUAUACAACCACCCAGUGUUCGGCCCGCUUCGAGGUAAAGGGGGAGAUACGGGCGGAAAGACAGACGAACAGCUUGUACGGGACUUGAUAGCCAUACAUAAUGCUGAAAACUGGCUAGGAGUGGACGCAGCAGAUGACGACUUGCUAUUUUCCAAACCUGCUUCAGAUGAUAAAGUUGGUGAGGAUGAAUGCGAUACCGGACCAGCGUCAAGAGAAUCUUCACCAAGGCUUGAAUCGCCAGCGCCUGGAUUAACUCCAUCUACUGUGAUGACUCCAACGCUGGCAAGUCCUUCAAGUGGUGCAGAGGCUCCAAUGGAAGUGCCCACGCAGCCUUCGCCUGUAGCCUCGCCGUCACUGAAUGAAGACUCCAAUGACGCCAAAUCUGACAAAGUAACAGUAGCGACGCAGACCGGCUGCUCACCGGCAUCCAUAGCGCCUGCAUCUGGUGGCGCAACCGGCGGCGCGACCGCGGUGACCAACGCUGGCAGCUCGAGCGGCGACGCGCUGACACCGGACCCACAUUGCUACGAGUGCCGCGUGCGGUACAGGGAUCCACGACCCAGGGACCUCGUCAUGUAUCUACACGCUUGGAAAUACAAGGGCCCCGGUUGGGAGUACGAAACGGAGCUUCCACAAUGGGCGAGCAUCGAGUGGGAGGAGCCUGAAAGCUCAUAGUUACACGUUCUGACGCCACUGCGGAUGCGCCUCGCCACCACUCUGCACAUCUCCAACAGACCACACCAAUAACAUACUGAUUUAAUAGAAAACUAAUCACUUUAUAGGACAAAAUUUUGGGAGCGAUCAGUGAGACAAAGAAUUAAACUUUUACAUGAAAAUAUUUACGUCCUUGUGGUUAAUGCGACAUUGUGGCCCCUCUAUUGUACACAACUAAAAUGCUAAAGGUCUAAAGAUAUUGCUAUCCCUUUUACAAUGCUUGGUACAGAAAAGGAUAGCUUUAUACAUAGACCUUCAUUUAGAUUAGAGAUUGUGUGUAACGAUGUAUGUAACGACGCACCCCUGACUUUUAAAUGAACUUUCAGGAUUCAAAAGUUUAUAAGUUUUAGGUAUAUUGUUGCCACCUCACUCGUAACAAGCUAUGAGUAAAAAGUACCAUUCUCAAAUAUACCACAAAAACCUAUUUUUAACGACCAGGUUUUCAAAAGGCGACGCAACUAG